AUGUCUCAACCAGCAGGAAGAACCAUCUUGGCCUCGACCAUCGCGAAGCAGUACACCGAGGAAGUCACGAGUAAAGUGAAGGCUUUGGGCUUCAAACCGAAGUUGGUUGGUUUUUUGGCCAACGAUGACCCUGCGGCUCAGAUGUAUGCUAGCUGGACUGGAAAGACCUGUGAGUCUUUGGGGUUCACGUAUGAGUUGGUGAAAGUCAACAAAAACGACUUGGAGACAGCCAUCGUUGAUGCCAAUCAGAACGAUGACGUGAACGGAAUCAUGGUGUAUUUCCCUGUGUUUGGAGACAAGCAGGACCAGUACCUCCAACAAGCCAUUUCUCCCGAGAAGGACGUCGAGGGCUUGAACUUCUUGUACUACCACAACUUGUACCAUAACGUGAGAUUCCUCGAUGCUCCGACCAACGAGCAAAAGUCGAUUUUGCCCUGCACGCCUUUGGCCAUGGUCAAGAUCUUGGAGUACUUGGGUGUGUACAACAAGCACUUGCACUACGGCAACCGACUCUACGGAAAGAACAUCUUGGUGGUCAACAGAUCAGAAAUCGUAGGGCGGCCUCUUGCUGCGUUGCUUGCAAACGACGGGGCCACCGUCUACUCCGCAGACAUCAACAACAUGCAGAAGUUCACCAGAGGCGAUGACUUGCUGAUGCACAGACACAAGGUGGAGGAGUUGGACUACGCGGAAUACUCGCCCGAGAAGAUCGCGUCUCAGUGUGACGUGGUGAUCACCGGGGUGCCCUCGGAGGGGUUCAAGUUCCCGACGACGAGCAUUUCCAACGGAACGGUGGUGAUUAACUUUUCCAGCAACAAGAACUUCAACGAUGACAUCAAAGAGAGGGCGGGGUUGUACGUGCCAUCGAUUGGGAAAGUGACGAUUGCGAUGCUCUUGAGAAACUUGCUCCGUUUGAUCGAGAACAAGAAAAUCAGACAGAGCAAGUGA
This is a messenger RNA of Metschnikowia bicuspidata var. bicuspidata NRRL YB-4993, 948 nucleotides long. Its product is annotated as methylenetetrahydrofolate dehydrogenase (NAD(+)). Bases 1 to 948 code for a protein of 315 amino acids. The record is from RefSeq and is a predicted model, not a curated record. Gene Ontology annotation, cellular component: cytosol. Lineage: Eukaryota; Fungi; Ascomycota; Pichiomycetes; Serinales; Metschnikowiaceae. Gene Ontology annotation, biological process: purine nucleobase biosynthetic process. The transcript has a single exon. Gene Ontology annotation, molecular function: methylenetetrahydrofolate dehydrogenase (NAD+) activity; methylenetetrahydrofolate dehydrogenase (NADP+) activity.